AAAAGCGUUUUAAGUGGAUAACGUUGUUAGCGAUCAACUAAGGAUUAAAGGUAUAAAGUAUCUCUUCAUUGACAUUAACACUAUCAUCAUUGGUUUACAUAUCAUCAUCAAAAGAAAGAAGAGAUACGAAAAGUUGAAUUAUUCUCUGCACGAGGGAACGAUUGCCUGAUCCACAAAACGAUAGUUAAACAACUAGAUGUCUGAUCAUGAACUUAUUCAACUUUUGAUCUCCACGCUUUUUAAGUUUAUAAGUUCAGUAAUAUUUCGUGACAAUAAAAUAUAUCAUCAUGACAUCCUAGACUUAGUUUGACAAAAUAGCAAACAGAACUUCUAAAGAAUACGAGGGGAUAAAUUAUUCUGGUGAAAGAAGACGAAGGGAAGCAAGUUGUUAACAUAGAAAUAAGUUCAUGAAUGAAGAAAAGUAGAUUAUUCAAGAAGACAACAUUCAAUAGUGAACCUGUUGAGGGAUAAUGCAGUUAACUGUCCCAUUAAGCCACCAAUGAAAUUAACAAUGGAGAAGUCCGCCACUGGUCAGAGGCCUAAAAUACGGCGUAUGUCGUCAACAACUUCAGAAAGUGACAUAGACAAUGCUAAUGCCAAUGCGAAUAUUACCGUUAACGGAACGGCGCGUUGGUCAUCCGAUGAGCCUGAUACAGACAAUGAGAUUUCUACAUUGAAAGAUUUAGCCAUUACGACCAAUUUGCCGGAAUAUAAUCUUCGAAAAACAUCUAUACUUAAUCGCAUUGAGACGGAACAACGACGUAAAUUGCCAAAACCACCAAGGGAAAAACCCUCACCGCCGCCAUUAAGCAAAUACCGUCGACGAACCGCCAACCAACGCGAACGUACACGCAUGCAAGAAAUAAAUGACGCUUUUGAAGAUUUACGGAACGCGGUCCCACAUGAUACAGCACUUGCACAAAAUGGAAAAAUGACUAAAAUAACGACAUUGCGUUUGGCGUUGAAUUAUAUGCACGCUUUACGUGCACUCCUUGGAUACGAAGACGAGGAUGGUGCUGAUAUACCUGAGUCCCCACGUUCUAAUUGUUCGUCGAACUCAAACGCAAACACCUCCAUAGACAAUAUAAGCUCACGAGACACUCUUGAUAUCACUUGUGUUAGUCCGAGCUCCGAAACGUCAUCUUCAUCUGAUUCGAUAGCAUCACCGUCUUCGUCGACAUCAUCAGCAUCAGACACUGGUGAAUCAUCAACUUAAACAUCCGAGGUCCGGAACAAUAGUAUUUCUCUAAACAGGCUAUGAGUAAAAGUGUUGAGUACUCUUGAAGACGAACUCUCUUUGAAAGGCCAUCUUAAGUACUGUGUAUAUUAUGUGAAGAUUCAGAGAGGCAGCAAAUAAGUUUGUGUAUAAUUAUGGUCCAAUAUGGUAUUAAACUUGAGUAUCAAUCGACCAAAUUUUAACCACAUCAUGUAGAUUAGUCACAUGGGCUAAUCUACAUGACGUAGAUUAGUCACAUAUAGACUAAUCCACAAGACGUACAUCUUGCUUGCAUAUAAGUGCUUGUAGUGACGUAACGUAAGCCAUUGUGUGUAUUAACACAGCGUCUAUUGCAAUUGGCUGAAGGUCUGAAGAUAAUACUUUUUUGUAUUUACAUUUUAAGUGACUUAAAUGAAACCUGGAAUCUGUUUGUGGUGACGUAAUGUAUGUUAUUGUUG
Owenia fusiformis is the source of this 1674-nucleotide messenger RNA. Lineage: Eukaryota; Metazoa; Annelida; Polychaeta; Sabellida; Oweniidae. The record is from the annotation of a GenBank genome assembly.